AUGACUCAGAACUGCAGGGCACUGAAGCAAUACUUGGAAGACCUAGUGGCAGCUGGACACCUAAGGGAUUACAUUGAUCAGGAUAAGGAAAUGACCGAACCAGGAAACCCACCACCAGAAGAAAACAUUGAGCAUCCACCUCGGCUGAUAAUAAAUGUGAUUCACAGGACAGCGAUUCAGGAAUCUGAGGAGGCACUGAAGGAAGAGAUUGCUAAGGCUGCGCAAAUUCAGCGGAUCAUGUCAGUGAAGCCUGCAUCAAAAAAGGUACGUACAGUACCUAAAUCCCCCUUGUGCACAGUUUCAUUUACUAGCAAAGACUUAGAAGGCAUACAGCACCCACAUACUGAUGCAUUAAUUAUAACUGUGGGAAUUGGAAAACGAUUUGACGUAAAACGAGUCCUAGUAGAUCAGGGCAGUACAACAGACAUACUGUAUUACGAUUUAUUCAGAAAGCUUGGUGUCUCCGAGCAGCACCUCACCCCAGUGGCAGCCCCGUUGGUCAGUUUCACUUCACAGCCAGAAUGGCCGCUUGGCAGAAUAGUGUUGCCAGUCGUGGUGGGGACAAAAACCCUCCAGAUAGAGUUCUUGGUUAUUAAUACAUUAUCCCCUUACAACGCCAUACUUGGCCAUCCGUGGAUUCAUCGAAUGGAAGCAGUCCUCUUAACCUAUCACCAGCUCAUCCGUUUUCCAACGGAACACGGAGUAGAGCAGAUUUCAAGGGAUCAAGUUGCGCCCAAACAUUGCUUCAUCACAGCAUUAAAGGUAAAACAGCUCUGCAAUCGGGUACAGAUGGUAGAAGUGACCGAACAGCCAGUCUUGGAAGAUGUAAGGGGAACCCCAGAGGAAAAGAUAGUAGAGGAUUUAGAGAAAGUCCUGGUAAAAGAAAAUGACCCAGAAAAAUACUUCCUUAUCGGUACCUCGCUAGGCGCUGAUGACAAACAUUAG
Camellia sinensis is the source of this 945-nucleotide messenger RNA. RefSeq lists its product as uncharacterized. NCBI's taxonomy places the organism in Eukaryota, Viridiplantae, Streptophyta, Magnoliopsida, Ericales, Theaceae. The record is from RefSeq and is a predicted model, not a curated record.